CAGAAGCCUCAGGGAUACAGUCUCUAAUAAAAUCCCUCUUUCUCCUUGUCCCUCCCAAAUUGCUAUUCCCCUGGAAGGUCACAGAGUUUCUUCCAGGGCGUAUAUCUAAACUAAAAGAGGAAGCAUUUAUAGAAGAAAGUUAUGUAAUAUCAUCAAAGUAUUCCAAAUUUAGGCAGAAAAGUAACAGAAGAGCAAGGAACUACUGCAGGGAUAAUAUUUUUCUUUGAUAUCAUGCAAGUGUUCAAAAAUCUAUUACCUUGAUUGAUAAGACUGAACACAUUGCUUAUGUCUUUUAUUCAUAGAGGAAACCCACCACGCCUGGGGGAGUAGGAAGAACUCCUCCAUCCUGAUCUACUUAACAGAAGUUGGUUUGCAGGAAUAUGAGGCUGCCUUCAGCAGAGCAGUCUCCCCCUUUUUAACAUAAGCCAUGUCUGGAGACAUAGUCUAUGCUGAUCUCCAGACUGUUAGGACUUCACCUUUAAAACGUUCAUCUCCAGUUCCAAGACCUGAUUCUCGCCAUCAUGGAAUUCUUCUGAAAAUUGGAUGUACAAUGAUCAUUGUCCUCCUUGCAAUAAUAAUUAUACUCAGCAUUUUUGUUAUCCAGUACAAAUGUGCAAGACAUACUGAAGUGGAUAAUGAAUCAAAAGAGGCAUACUGUGAUGGGAAAAAUAAAUCUGGAACAAUCACCUCCAUAGUUUCUUCCAACUCUUCUACUGCUCAUAAACCAUGCCCCAACAAAGACUGGAAGCUACAUGGGGGAAAAUGUUACUGGUUUGCUACCAGUAAGAAAUCUUGGGUUGAAAGUGGAAAGGACUGUGCCAUGAAGAAUUCACAGCUCAUGGUGAUUCGAGACUUCACUGAUAUGAGUUUCCUAUGGCUAUACCUAAAUCGUUCAGGCUAUUAUUGGAUUGGCUUGAGUAUUAUUCCAACCACAGAUAAACCAUGGACCUGGGUAGACAACAGCUCGUUUGACCCCCAUCUGUUCUCAAUAAAAGAAAGCACACCACAGACUCGGAGUAUGAAAUGUGCCCAGGUAUCUCGUACUAACGUAAUCGGAAAAAGAUGUGAAGACCGUGAGCAAUGGAUUUGUCAGUUGUAAUCCAUCCACUCAGCAGUAAGUCAGUCUCCAUUUCUCCGGCUGAGAAACACAUGAAGUUUGAACUCACACUAGAGGGUAGUCCAGAGUAUUACUUGUGUCCUGGAGGGCUCUGUAUGUGCAAGUAUGUGUUCAUGUAUGACUCUUGUCCCUAUAGUGUUAUUUCUCACAGGUGUGGGAAGGGUGCUGAAGAAAAAUGUUAUAUAAAAUGAGUACAUAUGCCAAAUACAUGUUUUUCAUCUGAAUUAUCAAUGCGGUUUAUUCAAUCAUUAGUCUCAUUUAGCCUGUAUUUUGGAACUUUAGCCUUUAUGUUCUCUCUACCUUCCCUCUACCAUAUCCCCAGCUAAUCUCUUACGCUCUCAGUUUCAAUGACCAUGUGUGAAGUAAUGUGUAUCAAAUUUACAUAUCAGCCCAGGGUACCAUGCCCAUAUACCAUACCACCUAUUUGACACAUCAAAAGUAAAAUCUCAAAGGCAAUUCAA
Messenger RNA from Phyllostomus discolor (pale spear-nosed bat), 1578 nucleotides. RefSeq names its product killer cell lectin-like receptor subfamily F member 1. The transcript has 6 exons. The coding region runs from base 428 to 1099 and encodes 223 amino acids. The record is from RefSeq and is a predicted model, not a curated record. Lineage: Eukaryota; Metazoa; Chordata; Mammalia; Chiroptera; Phyllostomidae.